AUGUUGGUGGUUGCACUCCCUAAGGAGUCCCGUGAAGCCACAAUGUGCAAAGGGUUCGGUUCCACUCUGAUCGAACCUGCCUUGCAAUGGUACAUCAAUCUCCCUACCAGGUCCAUAUCUUCCUUCGCAGGCCUGAGCGACAAAUCCGUGGAGCAAUUCGCAAGCAGUAGGAGCCUGGAGAAGACGUCAGAUGGUCUCUACGAGAUCCUCCAGCAUCGAGUGGAACCCCUGCGAGACUACAUAGCCCUCUUCAACCAGGAGAAAGUGGUGGUCCCCGAAUGCAGCAUCCCUACCGCAAUCUCUGCCUUCAAAAGAGGUCUACUUCCAGUUGGGGGGUUAUACAAAGAGUUGACCAUGUACCCUUGCAAGACGAUGGAAGAUGUGUUGUCCCGAGCCUGGCCGCAGGUGAAGUGGGAGGUAGAUGUUGCUAGCCGUGCCAAGGCUCAGCCAAAGCAGGACCAAAGGUCAGCCCGAUCAGAUCGAGGAGACCGAGGGGAAAGAUCCUCCCAGAAAGGAACAGGGGCAGAGCCAGUCAACGCACUGAGGCAGAUGGACCAACAGGUUAAGUGGCCUCCAAAGAUGAAAGAACCUGACUCGUUCCGGAACCCAGAACUUUGGUGCGACUUCCAUCGCGGUCAUGGCCACAAAACCGAAGACUGCAUCGCCCUGAGGAUCGAGGUCAACGAACUACUCCAAAAGGGCCAUAUCCGAGAAUUCCUCUCAGACAAAGCCAAGGCCCACCUCAGCAAAGAGACAGUAGGGAAAUCCAAAGGAGCUGCACCAACCUCACCACCUUGCCAAGAUCGGGUGAUCCAUGUCAUAUGUGGAGGUUCAGAAGUAAACAGAGUGAGCCACGCAGCCGAAAAGAAAAACACCUGUAACGCUAAGCAUGGUCUGGAAACGACCCAACCGAAGCGCCCACUUCUAGGCACCGACGAGAUAAGCUUCACAGCUAAGGAGCAAGAGAAGAUCCUAGCUCCCCACCAUGAUGCUCUAGUUAUCUCUCUCACCGUAGCAAACUGCUUGGUAAAAAGAAUACUAGUAGACAACGGAAUCUCCAGCAACAUUAUCUUCCAGACGGCAUACCAAGAUCUAAGGCUGGAGGAGAGCACCCUGACGCGCAAGGUAACACCACUAAUCGGAUUCAGCGGCGAGGUCAAGCAAACUGCUGGAGAGGCUAUCCUCCCAGUAUACGCUGAAGGGGUCAACAUGUCUACCAAAUUCCUGGUCAUAGAUUGCCAAUCGGCAUAUAACAUGAUCUUGGGACGACUCUGGAUUCACGCCAUGGGAGAAUUCCCUUCAACCCUUCAUUAG
Brassica oleracea var. oleracea is the source of this 1314-nucleotide messenger RNA. RefSeq lists its product as uncharacterized. The coding region runs from base 1 to 1314 and encodes 437 amino acids. Lineage: Eukaryota; Viridiplantae; Streptophyta; Magnoliopsida; Brassicales; Brassicaceae. The record is from RefSeq and is a predicted model, not a curated record. The transcript has 2 exons.